Molecule: messenger RNA, 6300 nt
Organism: Gadus chalcogrammus (walleye pollock)
Lineage: Eukaryota; Metazoa; Chordata; Actinopteri; Gadiformes; Gadidae
Gene: mnta
Product: MAX network transcriptional repressor a
Exons: 6
Coding region: 346-2220 (624 amino acids)
Biological process (GO): regulation of transcription by RNA polymerase II
Molecular function (GO): protein dimerization activity; DNA-binding transcription factor activity, RNA polymerase II-specific; RNA polymerase II cis-regulatory region sequence-specific DNA binding
Source: RefSeq, a predicted model, not a curated record
UCCAGAUAGUCCAGAACAAUAUCCGUUGCGCGUGCUAUGAAUUCAAAGUCCAUCCAUGGAUUUUAGCCUCCGGGUUUUCCGUCGCACCGCCCGAGCAGCAUGGGAGGGAAACGUCUAUGGGCGGUCACACAUGCCCUGCUUCUAAACCUUAUUUGUUUCCCUCAUACUUUAAGCGCCAUCUUGUUGUAACUCUUCUACGUAUGUGGAAGAGUUUUUUUUUUUUAUGAAGGAUAUCCGACCAUCCUCUUCAGCCCAACAGACUGGACCCUUUCUGUUGGAUCCCACGUAUCUAAUCGUCGUUUAACGAUUUUUCGGGAAAAUCGCAGUACCUCGAUCACAAAAGAAAUGAGCAUCGAAACGCUUUUGGAAGCAGCCAAGUUUUUGGAAUUGCAAGCACAGCAACAACAGAAAGCACGUGAGGAGAAUGAGUUGAAGGAGAAGCUACGCCUGGAGCAGUUGGCGGAGCACCGGCACUCCAGCCUCGUCUACACCUCCCCCGUCCACCACCACCACCAACACCACCACCACGACCAACACGUCCACCAUGUGGCCAAAGCAGAGGAGCGCCGCGUGGCCCACCGGCUGCCCCCCCAGCCCCUGCCCAUCACGGUCAUCCCCGUGGUCACCGCCUCCCACACGUGUCCACCCUUUCCUCCGCCCCCGCUCCCCGCCAGCCUCUCCGAACCCGCCGCGCCGCACUUCCCCUCGCCCCCCAGGAGGGACCCCUACUCCCCCCCACAGGAGGGCGCCGGAGCCCCGCCCCCCGUCUCGCCGCAGUCCCGCCCCGACCCCUCCCCGUCAUCGCUGGCGUCCGCGGCGACCGCCAGCUACCAGCCCCCGCCCUCGAACCAGAACCACCACCAUCAUCACCCUCUCCCGCCGCUGACGGUCCAGCACGCCGCCGCCCAGCCGCCGCCGCUGCAGCGGUACCCGGGCUCCAUCGUCACGGUGCCGCAGCAGCAGCCGCAGCAGCCCUUACUGCCCCAGCCGGGGCCUCCGCAGGCCCCACUGCCCACCAGUCCCAACAGCCGGGGGAGCCCUCCUGACGACGGCCGACACCUGGACAACAAGAAGCGUCCUGGAGGGGCAGGCACAAGAGACGUGCAUAACAAGCUUGAGAAAAACAGACGAGCACAUUUGAAGGAGUGCUUUGAGAUGUUGAAAAAGAACAUCCCAAACGUGGACGAGAAGAAGACGUCCAACCUGAGUGUGCUGCGCAGUGCCUUGAGAUACAUCCAGACGUUGAAGCGCAAGGAGAAGGAGUUUGAGCACGAGAUGGAGCGUCUGGCGCGGGAGAAGAUCGCCACGCAGCAGCGGCUGGACGAGCUGAAGAACGAGCUGGGCCAGUGGAUGGACGUGAUGGAGGUGGACCGGGUGCUGCGGCAGACGGUCCAGCCCGAGGAGGACCAGGCCUCCACAUCCACGGCCUCAGAGGGGGAAGACAUCGACGACCCGGACCAGGACGGAGAGACGGCUCGCCGGAUGCCCACCGCCUUACCCGCCGUGCCUCGCGCCGUGCCACCGGAGCAGCGCAAGACCCCCGCUCUGACCCCCGUACCGCCGCCGCCCCCCAUCGCCGCCACCGUCGCUACCCACCCGCUCCUCCCCCAACACAUCUCCAUUCAGCACAAGCCCCCGGUGCACCAGACUCUGGCCCUGCCCAAGCCCACGGUGCUCGCGGCGUCCGGGAUCCCCGGCACCGCCGCCAUCCAGGCCUUACUCCCCGCCCAGACCCAGGUGGUCACCUCCCAGCCCUGCCUGCAGCCCACCGUCAUCGCCCACGCGCCCGCCUCCCACGCCUCGGUCAUCCAGGCGGUGAACCACGUCAUCCAGGCGUCGGGCCACAAGCACAUGGCUCACCUGGCCCCGUCCGGCCCCUCGGGCGCCGUCCAGCUGGCCACUGGACACCGUCACCACCACCAGCAGCAGCAGCAGCAGCACCACCACCACCACCACCACCACCAGCAGAUCAGCCACAUCACCGUGACCCCCGUGGCCCACCUGGGUCCCCACCUGCCCACCAUCUACUCCCAGUCGGUGGCCGUCACCCAGCUGAACGGCGGCAUGCCCGGCCAGACGGCGGGCGGUGCCGCCGCCGCCGCCGUCGUCAGCAAGCAGACGGGCGCCCAGAUGGUGGCCCACCACCCGCAGCUGGUCGGCCAGGCCAUGCUCAACCCUGUCACCAUGGUGACCAUGCCCUCCUUCCCGGUCCGACUCUAAAGGUAGCCCCCCCGGGGAGGCCCCGAGGCCUACGAGGAGCAGGGCUGCCUCGCCGGAGACCCCUACGCGCAGGGGGGGGUGGGUGGGGCGCUGUGGACCCCCUGGCGUGUGGGAGGAGCCACGGGCCUCUGAGCUCAGCGACCAACAGGUCCGUGGCUGAGGAACGCAGGGUCAGGCGGCUAGCCGGCCGGACACCGUUUGUGUAGCAGCGCGGCGCAGCACGACAACCAUUUCAGAUAACGUGGAACAUUCCAAAAAGACUAUUCAGCUAAAGUUUAUUCACAAUGGCAUCGUAGGAGGUGAAUGCAAAUCCUAUUUCGUUUCUUGCUCUAUCUUUUGGAUGGAUCCGGGCCCGGCCGUGAGUGUGUAUGCGUGUGUAUGCGCGUGUGUGUGUUGUCCAAGGUGAUCGUGUCGAUGGUGUUUGUCACAUUUAACAAAUCAGUUGGUCUGAGGUGCACUUCCUCCCCAUUAAUAGUACUCACGAAGCGGUUUGAAUGGGGGGGGGGGGGAGUCGUAUCUUUGAUGUGUUUGUUUGUUUUUACAACUGCCCCUGAAUACAACGAUAGCUGACCCACAAUUUUUCCCUCUCCCAAAAGAGAAACUACUGGUUCUCUUGAGGGCGCACUGAUGAGGCUGAACUGGGCCUUCAGAGUCGUGAGGGGGGUAGACUGUGUGCUCAGCCCACCAUAAUAAGCACACCAAGAAUGUGAUCACAAGGACUUCCUCCUCUCCAGCAGGAGCACAUGGCCGCGGGGCGAGAGGGAAAACGUGGCCCGGAUCACAGACCUCACUACAGGACACUGCAGAAGCCUGCAGAGUUGACAGAUUUUUUUUUUUAUACAGCACUAGCGCCCCCUGAAGUUAAAUUGCUGCACUAGCCUAAGCAUUAAGAGAGCUACGACAAUCCAUCGCAAAUGAGGCUAAAGCCUCUGUUUCAUUUUGAGGUUCAUCACGUUUACUUGGAGUGCAGAAUGACAAGAAUGUAACAAAGCGUAGUUCAACCGAGCGUCAAUCAAAAAUCUCCAGCCGGGACUUGCCAGUGGCUGAGCUAAUGCAUCGCCAUUUAAACGGCUUACGGUUGACCGUUUGCUAGUACAAAUAAUCCAGUCUCCAUCGUGGCUGGUAAUGAGGAUGACAAAACGAGCGGGUCUGGACGCUAUCUGACCUGGAUUAAGGCUCCAGCCAAAUCAGGGUUAAGAGGAUUUGAAGUUCAUUGUAGUGCUUCUACUGAUGUAAGAGCCUGCCUCCGUUCUCUGGUGCCGGUCUCCAAUUGGUUGGCCGUUUUUAGUUAUGAAUGGAGCGUCGAGGAGUCCUGGAAGGUGUAUGUGUUUUCGUCCAGCUGAAACACUUAUGGUCCUGGAUAAAACGACAAUCAUGUUAAUCCCUCAUAUAGCGCUUACGAUUGUUAUAAAAUUGUAACAAUAGUUUUUUGCUACUGCAAACCGCCUUUAUCAGAUCAAGUACAGCUUUCUUUAAUUAUUGAUGCUUCUUGUUAUACAUUAUGUAUACACACUUUUCUGAAAUUGUACUCAUACAGGAAUGGUCUUGCAUGGUUCAACUCUCACAAGCUUUAACUUGGAAAUGCCACCACUCAUUACAUAGCAAAAGCCAUUUGUUUAUAUAUAUAUAUAUAUAUAUAUAUAUAUAUAUAUAUAUAUAUAUAUAUAUAUAUAUAUAUAUAUAUAUAUAUAUAUAUAUAUAUAUAUUAGUUGUAUGGAGCGAAUGAGUAGGGGGUGGAGCGGUGUCGGGUCUGUUAAAUGUAGGGCGUGGUGGGUUGUGAAUGGAUGGUUAGUGUUGUAAUGAGUGUGUCUUGAUGUGUCGCGUGGCCUAUACGUGCCGGUACGGUGUGUUUUCCGUGUUACUUUUGCAUGUUUGCUACACUGGUGAUGUUUGUGGAAGUGAAGACCCAUGCAGCACGCCCCCACCCCAACCCCCACGUUGACUCUCUAAUAUGAUUGGUUCACGGUGACGUCUUUGUAAAGGGUUUUCCACGCCCUCCCCUGACGCAGGGGCAUCACAACCUCGACCUGGUUGGGCGCACAGGAUCAUCUGCUACUCAUAUGCCGAUAAGGAUGCGCAGGGGGCGGGAAAUAUACUCGUAUAUUACACGCUUCAACCUACCUAGCUUCAGGCCGAUUGGGGCUGCAGUCAUCCCGAUGCAAUGCCAUUCAUAAACGCAGGCAGGAAUUUCCCCGGGAAACGUAUCUCACCAAGAUGCUCAGCACUUUAAAAAGGACAUGCAGUUAAAUAGCAUUACAUCCAUCCGCGUAUGUAUCCGAGAUUAGACUUUCCAGUACUAGCACUGUGAUCUUAACUGGGCCUCACUGGGAGCAGACUGGGUUUACAGCUGCAGGUUCUUGCCACGCUACUGCAGGGACCCUCGCGACCCUCUGCUUAACUGAAUGUAUCACCUGACAGGAGAGCAAGCUGCUCACCUGUCACUCACUUGUUUUUGCCCUUUUUUCUUUUUUAAAAAAACGUUAUAUAUGGUUAACUAUGUAAAUCGUACGUACACAAAAAAUAUUUUGUAUUUUUAAGGUUUACUGUUGCCUGUUAUGUCCUGUACAAUGAUUUGAACUGAGUGUACAUUUAAUUCUAGUUUGAUUUCCCCUGGGACCAUGUACAGAAGUGUUUAUCUGGGGUGACCUCGUUCCGCAUCAAUAUCACAUACAGUCGCGGUUGAAAGUUUUCUCUGCUCUUCAACUUUAUGCAUCUGGCUGAAUGACAGCAGCUUCAUUUGAUUAAAAUAAAUCUGAGAUCAAGUUAUGUAAAAUCACUACCAUAAAAAGAAAUGCAAUAACAUUUGUCAUUAAAAAAUGAAAUGCAUUAAAGUUGAAGCAGGUUUGAAGACUUUCUGAAGCCACUAUAUUUAAAAUGUGUUUUCCCUAUGGAGAAAGUUGAAGUUGUAUAUUGCCUGUAAAUGUAGGGCAAAUUGAAAUAAAAUUGUCCAUAAUGUAACAAUUCAGUGAGGAAGGCACAUCAUGAAACUUGCUAAAGAUACCUAGUGAAUAAAAUGUAUUAUGUUUACAAAGACUCGUCUCUUUCUACAGAGCUGUUUUGAAUCUUAUGGCCUUUAGAAAAUGUGCAUUACAUGGUAAAACAUUUAUUGCACCUUAAACUUAUUUCUUACUUCAAUAAUUUAUGACAUCCUUGUAUUCAAGAUAUCCAUAGACCCUUUCCACGGGGGCGUGGCAGUAGGGCAAACUGGUGUGGCUCAAUACAUUAUGGUGUGUUCCACUUCCCGAACCCUCGGACGCCAGCCUUCCGAGUCGGAAGUCGGGAAAUCUCCCAGCUUUCUUGUUGCAUUUCUCGGAGGCAAGUCUCUAUUGGCCAGUCUCGAUCGGAGUGACAGCUUGGCAACAUCCGAAAAGCCGCUGCCCCCCGACCGCCUCCAGAAGCAGAUUGUCGGCCUGACGGACAGGGUGUUCGUUUGUGCCUCUCAAUCCGCGGCGGCUGUCAACAACAUCGCCCUGCUCUCCUCUGCCAUGGUCUCCUUGUCGGCUGACAGGGAGGCCUACGGGAUUUUCAGGGCGCGCAAGCGCGCGCACGGGACAAGCCCAUAAGGCGAAGCCUAGACGGCGUAGCCUACAUGAAAUAGAACUCCCUCUCUCGUUACUAACUGUGGAUGUUGCCAAGCUGUCACUCCGAUCGAGACUGGCCAAUAGAGACGUGUCUUACAUCUUUCGGCGUAGGUCCCGCCCACGAGAUUCAGCUCAACAGCAAGUAAAGCUUUAGGAUUCGCAAGCAAAACUUAAGGAUUCCCAUUAAUAUUUUUUUUAUCACAUUAAUUUAUCUUGCAAUAAAACAUUUUUUGAUUGCAGUGUCGAUAGUUUUGCUCUCAAAUCUAUUUUUUGAUUGCAGUGUGGAAAGUUUUGCUCUCAAACCUAUUUUUUGAUUGCAGUGUGGAAAGUUUUGCUCUCAAACCUAUUUUUUGAUUGCAGUGUGGAAAGUUUUGCUCUCAAACCUAUUAUUUUUGAUUGCAUAAUAAAGACAAAUCUACCUCCAUAAGGACGCAGCCGUUCCGCGGCGCGUACGCGUCCGGUGGAAUCCCGGUGUAAGCGUGAGCGUCAUCAAUGGCGA